AUGUCUGGCGGCCACGAAAAACAUGAUAUUGAUCUUGAGCACCGAGAACAAACGAACAGACACUCCGAAGCGGCAAUAGAUGCCGCGCUUCAUCAUGACGAGGUCGCUCCAGAAGCGAUUGGCGGAAUAUAUGGAGAGAUGCCAAAGGGUUACUUUAAGAGCAAAGAUUUCAUCGGCACCUUGAUUGUCAGUUAUGUGUCCCCCAGUAUGGGAUUAUUCUUACACCAUAUAGGCAACUUGUCUUGCACAGAUAAGUGGAUAUCUUGGCUGGGUUUUACCUGCAAAUACCAUAUCUUUGAUCGAUGCAGCACUUUCAAAUGGUGGUUCAAAACUAAAUAUUAGUUGGCUGGCUUUGUCGUGGACGAUGGGCUUCACAAUUGGUCUUUCGCUUGUUGGGCGUCUUUCUGACAGUAAUGGUUUCCGUAAACUCUUGGUAAUGUUUACCACUAACUGCGAAUGAAGUAUUCGGACGUCGUUGGUUCUUCAUUGGAUGUUCCAUUAUGGCCCUGUUGGGAAAUAUCAUCGGUGCAUCAGCACAAUCAGUAAAUCAGCUUAUUGCUACCAACUGUCUCAAUGGUCUUGCUGCGGCUGGCCAGCUUUCCUUCUCGGUGAUCAUCGGGGAGUUGGUAUCGAACAAACAGCGCGGGCCAUUCAACGCUCUAGUGUUAUCUACAUCCGUUCCUUUCGCCGUCUUUGGACCUCCAGUUGCUAGAGAGUUUUUUGAGAACACUGGCCUUCAACGGAGAUGGUCAUACAUCCUAGGAUGCAUCAUAAAUGCCAUUGCAGCUGGAAUGUUUUUUAUUUGCUACCACCCACCCACCUACUUGCAACUUCAUGUUGGUGGGAAGUCAAAGAUGAGCCAGCUGAAGGGCCUUGAUUGGGUUGGGAUCUUUCUAUUCACGACAGGAUUAGUUCUCUUCUUGAUUGGGCUCAACUGUAAGCGAAUAUUGUGACCUCAGAACAGGAUUACAAACUGAUAAAUGAAUAGGGGGCGGACAAUCAUAUUCAUGGGCUUCAGUACACGUUUUGGUUACGCUAAUCCUCGGCAUCUUUACUCUCAUCGGAUUCGGGUUAUGGGAGGCAUACAGCGGUCACGAAUCUCCACUUAUGCCGAUGAGAUUGUUCAAAAACAUCAAGUACGAUGCAAUCACAGUAUGUGCCUCAAUUGGCGCGAUGGUCUAUUACUCAACGACAGUGGUCUGGCCUACACUUUGCGGUGCACUUUUUACAACAGAUGUUCAAGAAAUAGGUUGGCUCUCCUGUGCUGUGGGAGGUGGUCUUCUCUUAGGCCAAAUAUCCGCAGGACUUGGCAUUAGAUACUUGCCUCGAAUGAAAAUCCAAAUGACUGUCGCAUCUGUCAUUAUGGUUACCUUUGUCGCUGCUUUGUCGGCCGUUGACGAGUACUCACGCACCCGAUCAGUUGUUUUUCUUCUCCUUGCGACAUUUUCAGCUGGAUACAUCGAAAACCUGACUCUUUCUUUCAUGGCUCUUGUUUGGGAGCCUGAAGAUAUUGGUCUUGUUGCCGGCGCGAUGGGAAGCAUCAGAACGGGUUCAUCAUCAAUUGCUACAUCACUUUACCUUACAUUACUCAGCAAUGGUCUCACCAAGUACCUUCCGGGAUAUGUUCCACCAGCAGCAACCGGUGCAGGGCUCCCACUUGAUUCUCUUCCUAGCCUUUUCUCAAGCAUCACCUCUGGUUCUUUUGAUAAAGUAGAGGGGAUGACACCGGAAAUCGCAGAUGCCGUCGGCCAUGCUGUUAAGCAUGCAUAUUCCAUGUCUUUCAGAACCGUGUUCUUAUGUACGCUACCAUUUGGAGCAAUUCUAUUGGUGGCAGCUGUCAUCACUCCCAAUGUUGAGGAUACAUAA
This is a messenger RNA of Hymenoscyphus albidus, 1866 nucleotides long. The record is from the annotation of a GenBank genome assembly. NCBI's taxonomy places the organism in Eukaryota, Fungi, Ascomycota, Leotiomycetes, Helotiales, Helotiaceae.